Messenger RNA from Canis lupus familiaris (dog), 5105 nucleotides. It is a transcript of the gene BRIP1, whose product is annotated as BRCA1 interacting protein C-terminal helicase 1. The record is from RefSeq and is a predicted model, not a curated record. Bases 321 to 3965 code for a protein of 1214 amino acids. Gene Ontology annotation, biological process: nucleotide-excision repair; double-strand break repair involved in meiotic recombination. The transcript has 20 exons. Gene Ontology annotation, cellular component: nucleus. Gene Ontology annotation, molecular function: DNA binding; ATP binding; DNA helicase activity. Lineage: Eukaryota; Metazoa; Chordata; Mammalia; Carnivora; Canidae.
GGGAUUGGCUACUUGAAUCCUGAUCGAGGCGGGUGAUUGGUUGUCUGGGCUCAUCCGGCGAUUGGAUGCCGGGAGUCGAGGGGGCGGGAGGCGGGAAUUCGUCUGGGAGAGCCUUGUAGAGCGGACUCCUGCGAGCUGGAGCGGAAAGCCGAAGCCUCCCGCGGCCCGCUGAGGAAGGGAGAGAGGCGUGUGACCCUUUGCCAGCGCUCUGCUGUACUUGCGGAUAUCUGUUUCCUUUUCUCCCGUGAGUCGGAGCCCAGUCAGUGGUGCUUCAGUUUUCCUCAGGACAGUUACGAAUCUGAAGUAAAUAGUAAAGCAUAAUGUCUUCAUUGUGGUCUGAAUAUACAAUUGGUGGGGUGAAGAUUACCUUUCCUUAUAAAGCUUACCCAUCACAGCUUGCUAUGAUGAAUUCUAUUGUCAGAGGAUUAAACAGUAAGCAACAUUGUUUGUUGGAGAGUCCUACAGGAAGUGGGAAAAGCUUAGCCUUACUUUGUUCUACUUUAGCAUGGCAACAGUCUGUUAGUGGGAAGCUAGUGGAUGAAAGCUUAAGUAAAACUGAAGUAUCAUCGUCAUGUUGUUGUGCAUGCCAUUCAAAGAAUUUUACAAACAUUGACUUAAACCAAGGAACUUCACAUCAUUUCAACAGUCCGAGUACACCACCUUCUGAAAGAUAUGACACUUCAUCAACUUGUCAAGACUCUCCUGAAAAAACCACACUGGCUGCAAAGCUAUCUGCCAAGAAACAGGCAUCCAUAAAAAGAGAUGAAAAUGAUGAUUUUCAAGUAGAGAAGAAAAGAAUUCGACCCUUAGAAACCACACAGCAGAUUAGAAAGCGUCAUUGUUUUGAAAAGGAGGUACAUCAUGUGGAUGCAAAAGUUGCUUCAGGAAAGACCACAAAACUCAACUCUCCAUUAGAAAAGAUAAACUCCUUUUCUCCACAAAAUCCCCCCGGUCACUGUUCCAGGUGUUGUUGUUCUACUAAACAAGGAAGCAAUCAAGAUUCCUCAAAUACCACUAAGAAGGAUCAUGGCGGGAAAUCCAAGAUACCCAAAAUAUAUUUUGGGACACGCACACACAAACAGAUUGCUCAGAUUACUAGAGAGCUCCGGAGGACAGCGUACUCAGGGGUCCCAAUGACUAUUCUUUCUAGCAGGGACCAUACUUGUGUUCAUCCUGAAGUAGUAGGUAACUUCAACAGAAAUGAGAAGUGCAUGGAAUUGCUGGAUGGAAAAAAUGGCAAAUCCUGCUAUUUUUAUCAUGGUGUACAUAAAAUUAGCAAUCAACACACAUUACAGACUCUGCAAGGGAUGUGCAAAGCCUGGGAUAUAGAAGAACUUGUCAGCUUGGGAAAAAAACUAAAAGCAUGUCCGUAUUACACAGCACGAGAACUAAUAGAAGAUGCUCACAUAAUAUUUUGUCCUUACAACUAUCUUCUAGAUGCACAAAUAAGGGAAAGUAUGGAUAUCAAUCUGAAAGAACAGGUUGUCAUUUUAGACGAAGCUCAUAACAUUGAAGACUGUGCUCGGGAAUCAGCAAGUUAUAGUGUAACAGAAGUUCAGCUUCGUUUUGCUCGAGAUGAACUAGAUAGCAUGGUCAACAAUAAUAUAAGGAAGAAAAACCAUGAACCCUUACGAGCUGUGUGCUAUAGCCUAAUUAAUUGGUUAGAAGCAAACUCUGAACAUCUUGUGGAAAGGGAUUAUGAAUCAUCCUGUAAAAUAUGGAGUGGAAGUGAAAUGGUCUUAAAUUUGCACAAAAUGGGCAUUACUACUGCUACUUUUCCUAUUUUGCAGGGACACUUUUCUGCUGUCCUUCAAAAAGAAGAAAAAGUCUUACCAAUUCAUGGUAAAGAGGAGACAAGAGAAGUGCCUAUUAUUAGUGCUUCAACUCAAAUAAUGCUCAAAGGACUUUUUAUGGUGUUUGACUAUCUUUUUAGGCAAAAUAGCAGAUUUGCAGAUGAUUAUAAAGUUGCUAUUCAACAGACUUAUUCUUGGAUAAAUCAGACUGAUACUUCAGAUAAAAAUGGAUUCUUUGCUCCAGCAAAAAAUAAAAAACAUUUAAGACAGAAAACUGCAGUUCAUGUGCUAAACUUUUGGUGCUUAAAUCCAGCUGUGGCCUUUUCAGAUAUUAAUGGCAAAGUUUUGACGAUUGUUUUGACAUCUGGAACAUUAUCACCAAUGAAAUCCUUUUCAUCAGAACUUGGUGUUACAUUUACUAUCCAACUGGAGGCUAAUCAUGUCAUUAAUAACUCACAGGUUUGGGUGGGCACCAUUGGGUCAGGCCCCAAGGGUCGGAAUCUCUGUGCUACCUUCCAGCACACAGAAACAUUUGAAUUCCAGGAUGAAGUGGGAGCACUUUUGUUAUCUGUGUGUCAGACUGUGAACCAAGGAAUUUUGUGUUUCUUGCCAUCUUACAAGUUACUAGAAAAGUUAAAAGAACGUUGGCUCUACACUGGUUUAUGGCAUAAUCUAGAAUUGGUGAAGACAGUCAUUGUAGAACCACAAGGAGGAGAAAAAACUGAUUUUAAUGAAUUACUGCAAGUGUACUAUGAUGCAAUCAAGUACAAAGGAGAGAAAGAUGGAGCCCUCUUGGUAGCAGUUUGUCGUGGGAAAGUGAGUGAGGGUCUGGAUUUCUCAGAUGAUAAUGCCCGUGCUGUCAUAACAAUAGGAAUUCCUUUUCCAAAUGUGAAAGAUCUACAGGUUGAACUAAAGCGACAAUACAAUGAUCAGCACUCAAAAUUGAGAGGUCUUUUACCUGGUCGUCAGUGGUAUGAAAUUCAAGCAUAUAGGGCCUUAAACCAGGCCCUAGGUAGGUGUAUUCGACACAAAAAUGAUUGGGGAGCUCUUAUUCUAGUGGAUGAUCGCUUCAGGAGUAAUCCCAGUAGAUAUAUAUCUGGACUUUCCAAAUGGAUACGGCAGCAGAUUCAGCACCAUUCAACCUUUGAAAGUGCACUGGAGUCCUUGUCUGAUUUUUCCAGAAAGCACCAAAAGGUCAUUAAUGUAUCCAAAGAGGACAGAAAGUUUACACAAGACAGUGAGUCUAUACUUGAAGUGACCUGUUUGAAGGACAAUACAUUAACUUACUUAGAAGCAGCAAGUCCUCUAAUACCAGAAAAUCCUAGGAAAGGUGAAGCAAAAAUACGUGUCCAAGAACAACAGUGUCUUACAAUAACUGAAAGUCCACCUCUACCAAGAGGCAUCAUCUCCAAAAAGGAAAAAGAUGAUCCUGUAUUAUCAGAAGAGUUUGCCCAGGCAGUCAAAGCAGAAAAAAAUGUGAUUUCCAGAUCCACAAGCCCAAUCUUCAACAAACAAACAAAGCCAGUUAGCUGGUCUAACUUUAAUUCUUUGGAACGUUAUUUUACUGGUGAAAUUCUGACUGCAGGACCUAAGUUCAGGUCACCAGAGGACUGUGCCUCUAGCAUUUCCACUUUAGAAACAGAAGAGGGUUAUAAAACAGUUUUGCCACUCACUGAUAAAUGUGAAUCCUCAUCUCCGAUGUUAAAUGCAUCAUGCUCUCAAUCAGAAGUCAUUUCAUCAGUAAAGAUUGAUUCUACUCUUCUUAAAAGAAAUUGUUCCAAACAACUAUUUUGCUGUGAAGAAGCCGUGGAUCCAGACAUUGAAUUGUCUCUACUUGGUGAAGAAGCUAAAUCUUCCACUUCACAUAGAGCUUCUGAAACAGAAGCAGAGGAUGAAUCUAUCUAUUUUUCACCUGAGCUUUAUGAUCCUGCGGAUACAAAUGAAGAAAAGAAUGAACUAGUUGAAAGUGAUAGAGACAAUAGAUUUGUUGAUCAUUCAAAUUGUAUUUUAGUUGAAGAUCUUUUUGAAAUUAGAACUAUUAAGGGAGUGGAUUCAGUCCAAGAAAUGAAAGCUGAGGAUUGCACAGUCACAACAUUGAAUAGACUCAUGCAUAUUAAAGAAAGUAAAAUUGAUAACAUUGAUAGUAAUAUGAAAAAAAACUCAUAUAAAUGAAUUGGAACUAGGAAAAACUUGUGAAACAGAUAUAAAGAACUUUAAUCAGUUGCCUUCCAAAAAUAAAGGUGUGUUCCUGGUGUUAGAUAAUAAUACUUAACUAUAAUACUAUAAAAAUAUGUUGUCAUGCUUGUAUUAAACUCUAUUUUAAAUGACAACUCCUUCAUUGGAUAAAUGGUAUAGUUUUUUUAUUUUAAAAAUAUUUUUCACUUUAAUUCUUUGGUAUUAGAGGUUUUUAAGUCUUAUUUUAUGUUUAGAAUGUAAGUUUUGUUGUUUUUGAGUUUUGAGAGUGAUCCAUACAAAAUAUUUUCUUCUAACAAAUUUUCUUUACCUAUAUACUUAAUCUGAAAGAUACAUAGUUUCCUGAGGCACUUUAAAUUUCACAUAAAUAUUUGUAUUUUAUAGUCCUAUUCAUCCAUUUGUUUUCAUACUAAUAUAUAAAAAAUGAAUAGCAGUCUAAUCCAGUCAUACCUCAGUCAUGUUUUAUAUAUUCACCUCAAAUCAGUUUAUUUUAGAAAUCAAAGUUUUCUUUUAAAAGCUUAUUCCUGUAUUAAACUGCCUAUUUAGAAGUAAUUAAGAAUGAAGAAGAAAACUAUGUAUUUUUAACUGAUAUUGCUUUACAUUUUUCUGUUUUUGAUAAACCAAAAUCAAGCACAUUUAAAGCAAAUUAUGUAGUUACAAAAUGCCAAAUGAUGACUCCAGAUUUGCAGUUCUAAUUAUUUAGCUUCAUUGUGGAAAAAGGUGACAUGUUCUAGCAUGAAAGCUAUAACUAUGAAAUUGUUAGGAUAGAAAACUUCAUAUGUAAAUUUUAUAAGUAAACCCUAACAUGUAACUGCAACUGAAAAAUGUUCUCUUAUGCUCACUAAUUUUCUGUAAAUUUUGACUCUGUUUACGUGUUUGUGAAUGAAGCUAUAUUUCUGAUCAACAAUGGUUAUAAAAGAUGCCCUUCUCUGUUAUUAUUUCUUGAAAAUUACAUUCACUCAUGUUUUUCUAAGAAACAUCUGUUAUUUGAUGGACUUUUAGGCUUUGUGUGGAUGAUUCGAAUUGAAAUUUUGUGAGUUGUCAGUUUGGAUAUGUUUUAUUUUUUCAACAACUCAAAAUUCCCAGCAAUCCAGUAUUUUAUAUAGUCAUUUGGAUAAA